AUGGAGUCCCAACUCCACCACAACCCACCUUGUGUCACCAUUGAAAACCCACUGGAAACCGCCACCUGUGCCCCGACCACCUCCAUUCCACAGCCCAACAUCCUGCAAAACAUGAAAAAUAAUUUGGUUUUCAGUUCGAAAUGGGCUGAAUUGAAUGGUGCAAUGGGGGAUUUGGGCACAUACAUUCCUAUAGUCUUGGCCUUGACACUGGCCAAGGACCUUAACCUUGGAACCAUACUAAUUUUCACUGGUGUCUACAAUAUUGUCACAGGGGCAAUAUAUGGUGUCCCAAUGCCAGUACAACCCAUGAAGUCAAUUGCUGCAGUUGCCAUAACAGAUCCCGAUUUCGGGGUCCCGGAGGCGAUGGCUGCUGGAAUUUGCAUUGUCGGGAUCUUAUUUGUUUUGGGCAUCACGGAUGAUGAAAAUGAGGCUAGAGAGAGAAACUGUGAUUUGAGUGAUGAAGAAAGUGUCGGAAGGAGGAGAAAAUUGAGGAAAAUCAUAGUUUCUCUUCCUUCAGCCUUCAUAAUCUUUUUUUUGGGUGUGGUUUUGGCCAUUUUAAGAGGGCCUAAAGUGGUCAAGGGGUUUAAAUUUGAGCCAUCUUCUAUUGAAAUUGUGAAGAUUUCAAAGCAUUCGUGGAAGGAAGGGUUCGUAAGAGGUACAGUCCCUCAAUUGUCAUUAUCGGUCCUGAAUUCAGUCAUUGCUGUUUGUAAGUUGUCGACUGAUCUUUUUCCGGGAAAGGACACGUCAGCAACAUCGAUUUCUGUGACAGUGGGGGGGCUAGCUGGGCAGUACAAAUUUAGGGGGAGGAGUGGUGGUUGUGUGGCACUUCUUGGUGCAGCUAAGUUAGUUUUGGGUUUGGUUUUGGGCAGCUCUUUGGUCAAGGUUUUGAAUCAAUUUCUUGUGGGAGUCUUGGGAGUUCUUUUUUUGUUUGCUGGGAUUGAAUUGGCCAUUUGUUCAAGGGACAUGAACUCCAAAGAAGAGUCCUUUGUGAUGCUUCUGUGCACUGCUAUUUCUCUAGUGGGCUCCAGUGCAGCACUUGGCUUUAUUUGUGGGAUUGUUGCUCACCUGUUUCUUAGGUUAAGAAAUUGGGGUCAUGAUCAAUCUUGUUCCACACUCUGGGUGCAUGGAAACCCAUAG
Molecule: messenger RNA, 1137 nt
Organism: Ilex paraguariensis (yerba mate)
Lineage: Eukaryota; Viridiplantae; Streptophyta; Magnoliopsida; Aquifoliales; Aquifoliaceae
Source: the annotation of a GenBank genome assembly